Carassius carassius (crucian carp) is the source of this 2551-nucleotide messenger RNA. Its product is annotated as single Ig IL-1-related receptor-like. The record is from RefSeq and is a predicted model, not a curated record. Gene Ontology annotation, biological process: signal transduction. The coding region runs from base 238 to 1518 and encodes 426 amino acids. Lineage: Eukaryota; Metazoa; Chordata; Actinopteri; Cypriniformes; Cyprinidae. The transcript has 10 exons.
GUAAAGAAGCGCGCAGGUGAGCAGGACCACGUGACCCUGUAUUCGCAGCACAGGUUGAUUCCUGGCGACGGACUCGGUUUAUCCGCUGUGCACCUUCCGCGUUUACACCCAGCUGCUCAGAGAGACAUGACACACAGCAGCUCCAGUCCAUUUCACUCUCUCUGACGGUUAAAGUGAGUUUAUUAACUUGACAAAAACCUGUUUUACUCGUAUGAAAGUAUUUAUGAGAGGACGGCGAUGUGGCGUUGUCAUUUGAUUCUCUAUCUGACAUGUCUAGCCUUUACUCGGUCUACAGAUCUGCUUUGUAGCAGCACUCCAGAGUUGCAGCAUGCUCAAACUCAAUCAGUUUCAGUGGUUCUUGGCCACAGCACGGUCCUCACCUGCAAAGCCUCCAUAGGUUUGAACCACACCAAUCCAGACUGCAAAGACCACCUACAGUGGAUGAAAGAUGGCACACCCCUUACCAACCUCACCAACUACCCUCAAAAUCUAAAAGACUGGCACCCUGAUGAUGGUCACAUCAUCAAGAGCAGUGAAUUAAUGCUGACUCUGAGAGAUCAGGCUGAUUUUGGUGUGUAUUUCUGCACAGUGAGGAACAGCACAGCGCAAUUCAACGUAAAGGAAUACAAAUCUCCAAGUCACACCGGGGCAGUGGUGGCGUCAGUGGUCCUGUUGCUUAUACUGGCUCUGGCAGUGGUGGUCUAUUCCAAGUGCCGACUCAACUUUAAACUGUGGUAUAGGAACAUUUAUGGAGAGUAUGAGCUUAAUGAUGGUAAAAUGUAUGAUGCCUACAUCUCAUAUGUCAACAAUGAGAAUGACAGGAAAUUUGUCAACUUCAUCCUGAAACCUCAUUUAGAGAACAAGUACAGUCAUAAACUGCUGCUCAAUGACACAAACAUCCUUCCUGGAGCUGAGCCAUCUGCAGAGCUGCUGAUGAACAUUAGUCGCUGUCGCCGGAUGAUUGUGGUUCUCUCUCAGUCGUACCUGGAGCAGGAGUGGUGCACAACCAACUUUAGACAGGGUCUGUGGCACUUGAUGGAGCUGUCGAGGAAGCCCAUCUUCAUCAUAUAUCAGUCACAGCAGAAGCACAUGAGCCAGGACAUCAGUCACCAGCUGAAACAACACCAGCCCCAAAUCACAACCCUCACCUGGGGUGCACACUCCAUAACCCCUUCUUCAGGCUUCUGGAAGGAGCUUGCAUUAGCAAUGCCGCUCAAGGUGACAUUUCACAGGGAAUCUGUCGGUGAUCCACAGACUCUGCUGCAGGGUGAUGAAGAUCCCAUGCUCACGCAGCAGCCUGAUUACCUGGACUGCAGACCGGACCCCGAUCCCGCAGGAGACCUGGGUUUGCGUUUGCCCAUCUACAAGACCCUUCCUUCCAAAGCUCCUGUGCUUCCUGCAGAUCCCAGUGUGACGGCUGAACCCAAACCCCCAGAGAUAGACGUGUCUGACCUCGGCUCGAGGAACUACGCCGCACGCACUGACUUUUACUGCCUGGUCACGGAGGACGAUAUCUGAGGCACACUCCUGUUCCUUUUUGCACUUUUAAGUCACUUUUUGCCCAAUGAUUUCUUGUUACUGCCACUGUUUCUUUGUUUUUGUUUAUCUACACCUGUACGAUCAUGCAUGCACAAUACUUUAUGCUUAUCUUUUUUUAUAACAUUCAAUGUACAGUCAAAGGGAUUUUGGCUCUGUACAUAUUUUAAUAAAGUUAAUCUAUAUACAUUAAUAGGCUAAAACAGUACAUGUUCAUAGUAUUUUUAAAAACUGUACUGUAAAAUUGAUAUGGGAAAAAGCAUAGUUCAUAUAUGAAAGCAUCAGGUGUCCAUAAGUAAUACUCGCAACAAAAAGACAAACAAGCGCAUAGGUCAUGUGAUAUAAAUUAUCAACUCUAUCUAAAUUAUGAAUAACCUUCAUCUGGACGGCAAUGGGGCUUUAAUGCAGACUUAAAGGGAGACGCUGCACGUUCACAUUUCCUCCCCUUCCCAGCUACAGUUUUACACGUUUAUAUUUGAUCAUGUAUUGAAGAGUAUAAUACAUUUUUGUAAAUAAUGUAGUUUGGAUUUUAAAUGAUAGCAGAAUAAAGAGUGAGUUUAAGAUAUGCCCAACAUUCAAUUAUAAUCGUCACAUUGUUUCAAUUUAAGAUGAAAAAACUAAAAGUAAUGUAAAUAUACUUAAAUUUUCUACUAUUCUGUCUGUCAGAUACUGUAUCUGGACCAAUUUUUAAAUGCUAUGAAAAUGCAGUUAGUAAUAGUACUUAUGUAUUUUGGAAGAAUAACUCUAUUCAAAAAUAUUUUUACAUUGUUUAUUUUCAAUGGUUUGAUUUAUUGCUAUAAUAUGAUCAUGGAUAUGUUGCUGCGGUGGACCGGGGCACGUCUGUAGAGCGGAGCUGGAGCUGUACUGUGAUGAUGAGGCUCUUAGGCUGUGGCUCAUACAUUGCUGCUCAAUUUUAUCAUUAAAAUAAAAUAACCAGGGCCCGUAUGUAUAAAACUACUCAGAAAUAGUCUUAAGAAUAAGCUUUGACUUAGUAAAAAGUAGGACUUUUCUAAGA